Mirounga angustirostris (Northern elephant seal) is the source of this 617-nucleotide messenger RNA. Its product is annotated as interferon-induced transmembrane protein 1-like. Lineage: Eukaryota; Metazoa; Chordata; Mammalia; Carnivora; Phocidae. The record is from RefSeq and is a predicted model, not a curated record. Gene Ontology annotation, biological process: type I interferon-mediated signaling pathway; response to interferon-alpha; defense response to virus. The coding region runs from base 98 to 484 and encodes 128 amino acids. The transcript has 2 exons. Gene Ontology annotation, cellular component: plasma membrane.
AGCAACGUCCCAGCAUCGAACCCACCUGUGCAGUCUCUGCAUCAGAAACUCACUUCCCAACCCUUCUUCAGUGGGGAUACACCUGCUCCUUCCAAAGAUGGAGAUGCUCAAGGAGGAGCAUGAGGUGGCUGUACUCGGGGCGCCCCAGAGCUCGGCUCCCGUGACGACCACUGUGAUCAACAUCCGUAGUGAGACAGCCGUGCCCGACCACAUCGUCUGGUCCCUGUUCAACACCAUCUUCAUGAACUGGUGCUGCCUGGGCUUCGUGGCCUUCGCCUACUCCGUGAAGUCUAGGGACCGGAAGAUGGUGGGUGACAUGACUGGGGCCCAGACUUAUGCCUCCACCGCCAAGUGCCUGAACAUCUGGGCCCUGGUCUUGGGCCUCCUUCUGACCAUUGGCUCCAUUGUUCUUCUGGUGAUUGCCUGUGGUACACUCUACAGUGUAAUCUUAAAGUUGAUGCAGGGGAGCCGUGGGUACCACUAGGUGCUCAUGGCAGGAGAUCCAAGUCCUCCACCGUGCGCUGCUGGCCAUGUCCCUUAGCGUCCAGCCCUUUACACUGUGUUUAAACAGACUUGCCUGUCUACAGCUGAAUUCAAUAAAGUGCACUUGUGUGUGA